AGAAUAUCGUACUGAGGCUCCAGCUGGCGUUUAAUGUAUGUUGCUAGGUCAAGGUUUGCCUUCAUUACCAAUUUCCUAUGGCAGCUUAAUCUUAAUUGAGAAAUCCAUGUUUGGUUGGAGAUGAUUAGGGAUUGGCUGUAUGCAUUGGUGGUUCAUAAAGCUCUUGGAAAAUGGAAUCCUAAUUGUUAAAUUAGCUCACACACGGGGCAUUUGGAAUGGAAAUCCAGGAUAAGCAGUGGAAUAUUUGUUAUAUUUUAGCCUUUUGCUCUUUAAAGGGAACGUGCCACAAAAGAAGGGCCCCUGGAAGAUGCUAUUGAUGAUGAAGAAGAAGAUUGUCUCUCUGAGGAAAACGAUCUUGUCUCCAAAGAAGAUUUUCCAUUGGAGGAAAGUUUUGCAUCAGAGUUUGAGCCGGAGAAUAUGAGCUGUGAGGAUGUGGAGUUUUUCUGUAAUAAAGGGGAUGAAGAAGGUAGCCAUGGCACAAAUGAGUCAGACGGGGAAGUGCAAAACGAAAAAAAGAGUCAGACCCGAACAGAAUCAGAAGACUGGGAUGGACCAGGAGAGCUGGAGAUGUGCCAGAAGGACGGGGAGCGCAAGAUUCACAGUCGGCAGCAGCUUCCAGUUGGAACAACUUGGGGGCCGUUCACUGGCAAGAUGGAUCUAAAUAAUGAGAGCAGCCCUUUGAAGACAAAGCCUCCUGUUCCAGUGUCCCUGACAGAUGGUCCAAAAUGGCUGCUCGAUGUGACUUGGCAGGGUACAGAAGACAACAAGAACAAUUGCAUCGUGUACAACAAAGGAGGACAACUGUGGUGCACGACUACCAAGUCUAUCGCCGAGGGGGAAGAGUUAAUUGCCUUUGUUGUGGAUUUUGACUCAAGGCUACAAGCUGCCACUCAGAUGACUCUUACUGAGGGAAUGUAUCCGGCGCGCUUGUUGGACUCAAUACAACUGCUUCCUCAGCAAGCUGCUAUGGCUUCUAUAUUGCCUACAGCCAUUGUAAACAAAGAUAUUUUCCCGUGCAAAUCCUGUGGAAUUUGGUAUCGGAGUGAACGGAACCUGCAAGCGCAUCUCAUGUAUUACUGUAGUGGAAGGCAAAGAGAGAGUGCACACCUACCGGAAGACAUUGAAGAGAAUACUCACCAACUAUCCAGUAUAUGUCCCUUCCCGCAGUGCACCAAAAGUUUCUCAAAUGCAAGAGCUUUGGAAAUGCAUUUAAAUUCUCAUAGUGGUGUUAAAGCUGAAGAGUUUCUUCCUCCCGGGGCCAGCUUGAAAUGCACAAUUUGUAACUACACUGCCGAAUCCGUCAUUAACUUUCACAAGCACCUGUUCUCACAUCUCACUCACGCUGCCUUUAGAUGCAAUCAGUGCCAUUUUGGCUUUCAGACUCAGAGGGAACUCCUACAACACCAGGAGCUUCAUGUUCCAGGAAGUAAACGGGAAGCUGACACGGAACACUCUCCCAGUGAGGCAAAUGCAUUACAGACGUCGGAGCUGUUGAAUAAAAAUGAGAUCCUUCAAAGCCAAAAGCCUGCGCAGAAUAAAGAGGCAAGCUCCGACAGUGAGCUGGAUAAGUGUGAAAAGAAACAGCAUGUUUUCCUUUCCAACCAGAGGCCCGAGACAACUCAUAAGAACGUCUUUUCAUACACUAAAAUAAAGUCUGAGCCCUCUAGCCCCAGACUUGCUUCAUCCCCAGUACAGCCUACACUUGGGCCUUCAUUUCCCAUGGGACCUUUCCUUUCCCAGUUUGCUUUUCCUCAUGACAUAACUGUGGUCCCACAAGCUUCAGAAAUACUUGCUAAGAUGUCUGAACUGGUGCAUAGAAGGCUUAGACAUGGCAGCAAUAGUUACCCCCCUGUCAUUUAUAGCCCCUUAAUGCCCAAGGGGGCAAUGUGCUUCGAGUGCAAUAUUACCUUCAACAAUUUUGACAACUAUUUGGUCCAUAAAAAGCACUACUGCAGCAGCCGUUGGCAGCACAUGACAAAAUCUGAUUUUGCAAAUGUUUCAGAGAAAAACCCAGAAGCUGUGAGUCCCUCCAGUGCACAGAACACGGUCAAUAUUCUUAACUCGUCUCUGCAUUCUCCUGACACUGAAAAUCAGCUUCUGCAAACACCUUGCAUCAGCUCUGGGGCCAUGUUAGAACUCCUAGGGUCGAACGCUAAAUCUCGAGAGAAGGAAUUUGCAGCAGAAGUUAAAAAGUUGACAGCGGGAAGUCCCACUGAUGAAAAAGUCAACGGCAAACCUGCCGAGGUUAAAAAUUCCACCACUCCACAAUUAGAUGGGGACACAAGUGACCCAAACAAAACUACCUGCGAAGCCUGCAAUAUAACGUUUAGUAGACUUGAGACAUUUAUGGUCCAUAAACAGUAUUAUUGUGCAACACGCCAUGAUCCCCCAUUAAAAAGAACAGCUGCAAACAAAGUGCCUGCCAUGCAGAGAACUAUGCGCACCAGGAAGCGGAGAAAGAUGUACGAGAUGUGUCUUCCUGAGCCAGACCAGAGGCCACAGUUAGUCCAACAACAUUUUCUCCAGGUGACAGCGAACCUUGGCAAUGCCUGUACAUCUGCACAGGAAUCGGGGGAGGGACUGGGAGAAUGUUAUCAUCCCAGGUGUGAUAUCUUUCCAGGAGUUGUUCCGAAGCACUUGGAAACAUCCCUUUCUAUUAAUAAAUGUGUCCCCGUUGUGAAAUGUGAGACCCUCCAUUCAGCCAUUUCCACUCUGGAGACAGAUGCCCCAAUAGACCUAAGCAAGAAAUGUUUAGCCCCGUCUGACCAAAUAUGCACAUCUCCGAAACGACUUCUGGACUAUCAUGAAUGCACCGUGUGCAAAAUUGGUUUUAACAAAGUGGAAAACUACCUAGCUCACAAGCAAAAUUUUUGCCCCGCAAAUCAACACAAUGAUGCGGCCCACCAUGAGAAUAACGUUUUCCCCAACCCCAAGAGCGAAAGGAGCAGCCCUGAGGCCAAUUUUGAUAGAAAUGUCAUAAAAUGUGAAAAGACUAGAAACUCCAAACAGUUGUCUCCUAAUGGGAACUUCUUUUCUACGCACUUAGCAACUCUUCAAGGUCUUAAAGUCUUUAGCGAGGCAGCCCAGCUUAUCGCCACAAAAGAAGAAAACAAAAAUGCAUUUCUUUCUCAAUGCCUUUACCCCGGAGCAAUAAAAAAAGCUAAAGUAGCAGAUCAGCUCUCGCCGUAUUAUGGAAUCAAGCCAAGUGAUUACAUUUCUGGUUCUCUUGUUAUUCACAAUGCGGAUUUAGAUCAAAGCACAAAUGUCGGAAGCGAGUCUCCCAAAAGUCAGAUACCUUCAAAUGGAUGUUCUUUGAUGAAGAAAGAGUCACUCCCUUUGUUGCCAAAAAACCGAGGCAUGGUAAUAGUCAAUGGUGGACUGAAACAAGAGGAGAGACCGGCCAUCAAUUCGCAGCAAGAAAACAUUUCCCAGAACCCAGCGCAAGAAGACGCCAGCAAAUCACCAUCUUGGGUCUCUGACAAGCCACUAACGGCCAACGAAAAUGUUUCUCCAUCAACUCCUUCGACUGAGGACCAGCUCUCCAACCUAUCAAAAAAUAUAAAUGGCUCCAGUCCAGCUGCUAAUAGUGGGAAGUACUGCCGCUUGUGCGAUAUCCAGUUCAACAACCUCUCAAACUUUAUUACUCACAAAAAGUUUUACUGCUCUUCACAUGCGGCGGAACACGUCAAAUAGGGAGAGAUUUUGGUAGCGCGAAGUGUGUUGUUUCAUGCAGUCAAAUGAAAGGAUGCUGCUUAAAUUACAUCUGGACAAUCAGGAUAUCCAUUUAUUCUUAAUGACUUGAAGAUUUAAGGUGUUAUUCCAUAACGGUUAUGUGUAAAAGUGUAUUAAUGGUGCCAUUUUAUUUUUGUUCCAGAUAUUUAUUUUACCAGCAGUGUUUAUACAGUUGUACCCAACACUGACCUCCUGCGCUCAAGUCGUGGCUAAGGAAAUAUAUAUAUAUAUAUAUAAAUAUAUAUAUAUAUAUAUAUAUAUAUAUAUAUAUAUAUAUACAUACUGUAUAUUGACCAGUCUGGCUAUCCAGGUCCAGGAGGCAGUGUUGGACCCAACUGCAGCUGUGCUUUGGUUAUUUUUAAUUUAAAGAACUUUAUAUUAAAGUCAUUUGUAAUGUUAUUGUAUAGUUAUUGUGUAGCACAUAUGGUUUGCACCUGUAUAGUAGAUUUUAAAUAAUAGAGACACGACGUUAAGAAAAAAGAAAAAAAAAAAAGAAAAAACAUUUUAGGAAUAGCUUCAAAAGCACUUGUGUAUAAGGACUUUCUUUUCUUCUACGCUGUUGCAGAAAGAGUCAAUGUAUGUGUUAAAAUAUAAUCGGCAUAACCAUAUCUUGCCCACGUGCCCCAUCAGGAUAGACUUGCAAGUACUAUGAAAGAGAAGCCAUCAUUGCCAUAAAUAUUGUGGGGGAUCCCUAGUAAAUCUGUUUGACACUAAGCAGGGCUGUCUCUGGCCAUUCUGAACCAAUCCGAUUCCUAGUUUCAUAGUUUAUGAGGCAAAUU
Messenger RNA from Xenopus laevis (African clawed frog), 4511 nucleotides. It is a transcript of the gene zfpm2.L, whose product is annotated as zinc finger protein, FOG family member 2 L homeolog. Gene Ontology annotation, molecular function: RNA polymerase II-specific DNA-binding transcription factor binding. The transcript has 8 exons. Gene Ontology annotation, biological process: heart development; positive regulation of transcription by RNA polymerase II; regulation of transcription by RNA polymerase II. The coding region runs from base 418 to 3693 and encodes 1091 amino acids. The record is from RefSeq and is a predicted model, not a curated record. Gene Ontology annotation, cellular component: nucleus. NCBI's taxonomy places the organism in Eukaryota, Metazoa, Chordata, Amphibia, Anura, Pipidae.